Messenger RNA from Frankliniella occidentalis (western flower thrips), 6200 nucleotides. RefSeq names its product RNA-binding protein Pasilla (gene pasilla). Gene Ontology annotation, molecular function: mRNA binding. Gene Ontology annotation, biological process: mRNA splicing, via spliceosome; regulation of alternative mRNA splicing, via spliceosome. Gene Ontology annotation, cellular component: cytoplasm; nucleus. The record is from RefSeq and is a predicted model, not a curated record. NCBI's taxonomy places the organism in Eukaryota, Metazoa, Arthropoda, Insecta, Thysanoptera, Thripidae. The transcript is spliced from 9 exons. Bases 477 to 2051 code for a protein of 524 amino acids.
AAUGCGCGGAAACAUAAGCUAGUGCCACGGGAGACGGGGGCCGUGGGCUCCCCGAGAGGGGGGGCGCUGCUAGAAGGCCGGCUCACAUUUUGUGUCAAUUUUGAAUCGAAUCUCCAACCUGUCCACUGGACUCUGCCCUGUGCGAACAGUGCCAGGAACCUUGCGUGGUGGCAUGACAUGUUACGCGGUAGAGUGCCCACAGAUCGGUGUGUUGUGUGGCACCUGCUGUCAUUUUGGUUUCGCAAUCGAGUUUACGGCUUUGAUUUUCGAGUUGUUUGGGCGAAACGGUACACUGGGUGAUUCACCUGGUUGCUGGUGCCCUCGUCUGCCACCACUUCAUUAUUGUUGAUAGUCUUGGAAACACGUUCGGCCUCAAGGUCUCGGCAGUGGAAGUAGGGUUAGGUUGUCCUUUCGUUGGGGGCUCAGCAGACUACGAGUGAACACAUGGUGCAUAUCGCUGCGAUACCAAGCCCAAGAUGCGCAUCAGUUUCGAAGGCGGAAGCAACGAUGGAAUGUACCACUUCAAAAUUCUUGUCCCGAGUGUGGCAGCCGGUGCAAUUAUUGGCAUCGGUGGUGAAACCAUUGGGCAGCUACAGAAGGAUACAAAGGCUCGUGUAAAGAUGUCAAAAGCAGGAGAUUUUUAUCCAGGUACUGCUGAGCGAGUUUGCUUAAUUUCUGGUAAUGCAGAAUCAAUUAUGGAAGUUCUUUCAUUCAUUAUGGAAAAAAUCAGAGACCGACCUGACUUCAGCAAACCCACCCCUAACCACACUCCUAUUCAAAAUGAUUCAUUUGACAAUAAAAUCAGUCAAGAGAGGGAGAAACAGGUCAAAAUUUUAGUCCCAAACAGUACAGCUGGAAUGAUCAUUGGAAAAGGUGGUAGUUACAUCAAACAAAUAAAAGAAGAAAGUGGAUCAUAUGUCCAGAUAUCUCAAAAAGCAAAAGAUGUAUCCUUACAAGAACGUUGUAUAACUGUUAUUGGUGAACUUGAACAGAAUCAAAAAGCAUGCUUGAUGAUUCUUCAAAAGGUUAUGGAAGAUUCUUUGAGUGGAACUUGCUUGAAUGUGAGCUAUGCUGAUAUUGCGGGCCCUGUUGCAAAUUUUAACCCCCGGGGUUCUCCCUAUGCUAUCACUGCACACACACCCUCGCAACCGGGUACAUUGCAAUCUGGCUUCAAUUCCACCACCAGCCUAAAUUCAAUUGCCUCAGGUAAUGCACUAGGAAAUGGCAUCAACCUAAGUUUAAAUUUAAGUGCCCCCAACUCAGCUACGGGAUCAGCUCUAACAACCCAGUUACUUGAACACAUAAAGGUCACAUUGCGUUCUAGUGGAUACUCUGACCUAGCUACCAACGAGAUCAUUUCAUCUAUGGCUGUUCUGGCACGCUAUGGAAUUCUUGGUAUGGGACUAGGAUUAGCUGGUACUGCUCCGGUUCAACAUCGCACAGCUGCCACAGGCCUGCCUGCUGGCAGUUAUCUUGGUGUUCCAAUGGACUCAACGCCUGCUCAGGUACCAAGCCUUGCAAGUGGUCGAGAUACUGGAGUCUUUGGCCCCAUUGGAACCAUCACUGGUCUUGGUCCUGCUGGAGGAUGUGCCAGUACACCCCGUAAUAGUGUUAAAGAAAGGUUUGGAGAUGCAAGUGAUGUGGGUGGAUUUGACAUGUUCCUUCGUAACCCUGCUCAUUCCGCCUUGUCGACCUCACUUAACAAUAAUUCUUUUGGACUUGGUACCAGUGGGCAGUCUCUUGAACACAGUCCUACUCCAGCAGAUCCCAAGGAUGGAAGAAAGGUUGAUAUUGAGAUUCCAGAAUUAAUUGUAGGAGCCAUUCUUGGAUUUGGAGGCAGAUCACUAGUGGAAAUUCAACAUCUAAGUGGAGCAUCAAUACAGAUCUCAAAGAAAGGCCAGUAUGCUCCAGGUACAAGAAAUCGAAUUGUAACCAUUUCAGGCUUGCCAAAUGCCAUUCAAACUGCGCAGUACCUCAUUGAGCAGCGAGUUAGUGAAGAGGAAGCCAAACGCGCACGUCAGAAUACAAUUGGAGGAUUACUAGUUAACUAAAUGUAUAAGGCAGUGAGUUAAAGCUAUGCUCUGUUUCAAAUGUUGAUAUUAUGCUCAAAUAUUUUUUCAUUUUUGUUUUCCUUAAAUAAUUUGUUUUCCAAACGUUAUAUAGAUCAGUUAGAUGUUAUUUCAAAAUGUUUUCUGGUAUCUUUGUUGUUUGACAUAGUGUUUCUUGUUUAAUUGAAAUUGUUGAGAAUUUGUGGUUUUGGCUCUCUGUUAGUUGGGCAGUUUAUCUUUUGACAAUCAUUUUGAACUGUUUUGCUUUUGCUAAAAGUUUGCUGGAGAAAAUUAUUUGAAAAAAAUUGAGAUUACUGUUCAAGGUGAUCUCUAAUAAUGGGUAUAAACUUAUUGUAAGUGAUCACCCUAAAACUUACAGUAACUUAAUGUUGAAAACGUUAACUUAGUCAUAGGCUAAAGUUGUGAGGAAUGUGAUGUGUGUUGUGAGAUGCAUUAUUUUGCUCCUCGCGUCCAAGAAGAGCUGUGCAUAAUUGUUAGUUUUGUUGACAUGUAAAAGCACAUAGUUCAGCUAUGGAAUUUGUUUGUUGUUGGUUUCAGUCUACCUCUUUGUGAUGCAUUCACAUUGCAGAACUCUGAAGGUGGGCAUGAAUUGUUCUGAGGAUAGAGAUAAAGAGAUGGGGGUAUUUUGAAGAUGCUCAAGCCAUACUGGACCACUAGUCCCUUCCAUCAUUCAGUCCCAAACAUUGGCAUUCUCUUUGACCUGUAUGUGUGUGACGUCUGCUCAAUGAUUGAAAUGUUACCUUAUCAUAAAACUCAUGAAGAUUUUUUUUUUCUGUUUUCAUAAAGUUAAAAGAUUAAGUUUAUUUAUUUAUUCUUUAGUGGUGGUGUCUGGUGCUGAAUUGCAUCUUCAUUUUGCCUUUCUGGCCUAAUUAUUUCAAUUAUCAUAUUUCUUUUUAUAUAUAUUUCCUGGUUAUUUUGUACUUUAAAUACAAUUAAAAGUGUUGUGAUUUCAUAAGAGUAACUCAGCCCAUGUUAAUUGUUGCAGCACAUGUACCUGAAUAAAGCUGUGACUAAGAGUUAAAUUCAUGUAUCAUCAUAGUAGCAUGAAAGGUUUCAUCAUCAGUUACAGGCACCCCACGAGGUCAAAAUGCGGAGAUUCCGCAUGAGCUUGACAAGACCAUUGGGGCAACAUCUAUUCAUGUUUCAUGCUAUUCUGUAUUUUUGAAAGCUUUUUAUCAUCCUUUGUUGCAGAUACUUUUGUUUUUGUGUGAGUGGGUGAGUGGAUGUGCAAAUGUUUGUAUGUGUUUAUUGUAGCUCAAUUUUCAACUCAGUGGGUAUGUUUUCGUUCUUAUGUUCACUUCAAGUGGCUUAUAGUUUUGGGUUGUAUUGUUUGUAUUUGCUCUGCUGUAUGAGUGAGCAAGCCAGCGUGCAUUUCAGUCAGAAUUGUAGUCAGCAAUGUACAAGUCAGUCAAUUGGCAGUCAUCAUGACAGUAGGGCUAGUAAAAGCCUUAUUCAUCACUAGUUAGAUGUUUUUUGUUUUCAUUGUAGUAUACCAUUAUUGUAAAUAUUCAGAUUUCAGACAAAUGUAUGUAUAUGUUAAAUGUAUAUAUCUCUAUAUAUAUAUACAUCACAUUAGCAUUUUGUGCAUAUUCAAUCAGAUGUCAAAUGCUAGUAUUUUCAAGAGUUUAAUUCAAGUUUAAUUCAUGAAUGAGUUGUUGUUUGUUGUUGGUCUCUCACUACAAAAUUGAUGUUAUUUGUAAUUCCUCAUUUUAGAAUUUACGUCAGCAUUUACGGUCUCAUGUAUGUAUGGGAUUGAAAUUUGCUCUACCUGCACAUGCACACAUCCUCAGGAGUAUCUUAAUAUCUUUUGAAAUUGGGGUAACAAUUCAAAAUCAGUUUGUAAUUUGGGAAUGUGCAGUUUGUGAUGUAGGUAAGCUCUUAUCCGAAUUGUUAUCACACUCAGGUAAAGUUUAGAAAUAUUUUUUAACUGUGGUUCAGUGAAUACAGUUAUUUUGUAGCAAUUGCUCUGGGGACAGCAGGAUUGUUUAAAGUCUGGAAUCAACAACAUGGGGAUUGUGUUAUGCAGUUCAUCAAAACACUAAUUUUUUCUCCAGUUCGUGAAGGUGUCAAAUAUUUUCAUCCCAGUUUUAUAUUUUGGCCAAAUGUUGAUAGCUAUUUGAUAUGUAUAUUUGUGAACGAGUAUCCAGGGAAAUAGUGUGGUAUUUUACAAAGAAUGUCCUACCGACAAUUUCUGCUUGUGAUAAUGCUUAGUACAGUUGUUUUUGUAUCUUUGUUCGAAAUGCCACCACGUCAUUAAUGUGCUCCUGUCAUUUAUUUGACUGAAAAUCUCCUGAUUUAAUUUUACUUAUUGCCUUUUGUUUCCAAUGAAGGAUUAGUAAUUGAUAUGUGAUUUACAUGUGCGUAAUUUACUGCUGAUUUAACUUCCAUUAGUUUAACAUACUCAUGGCAUCAUUAAUCAUUAUUUUUUCAUGCCCUCAAAAUUUUGUAAUCUUGUGUUUUUUCACACCCAAUUUGUUUUCUUUUUUCACUUUUCAGCAUGCCUUUUUUUUUUUUUUUUUUUUUAUUUUGGGUUGUGAAGUCCUCUUUUUUCUAUUGUGUUCAUAGAAUACAUAUAAUAUUCUGCAAUUAAUUUUCAAGUGAAAUGACAAAUGCAACCAAUUCUAGAGGUUGGUUAGAUAGAGCAGCAUCGGCAAAACCAUGACUAGUCCCACUUUAAGUGGCUUACUUGUUAAAAAUUGAAAAUAAUUUUGUCGUUGUUUGUUUUGAUGAUGUAGCAUUGCAUUAUUUUUUUAAAAGGAAGAUGUAUGGUGGUGUUGGCUCUUACUUAAUAUACAUUAUUUUUCAUUGUUUUCUCUGAAAUUUUGUAUGUGAUCACGAAAGCAUUUACAAAUGUCAUGGCAUGUAUCAUAAAUGUAGGAGCACUGCAUUUGUUUUAAGGACUUGGUCCUAUCACCAUCAUCUCAUUGGUAACAAGACUGGCCAUCAGAAUCAUUUGAGUUACCACCACUACCACUUGUGUGAUUAGAUACAUAGAUGCUCUAUUUUUGUCCAUUACUAUUUAGAUUAUUUGUUGGUAACAUUGUAUGUAUUGAUGAGAUUUCAAGGUUCAGUUUGUUGUACUUGUGUAAUGGGUACAGAAUGUAGUGCAUUAAGGAAAGUCUUGUUGCAUAUGGCAACAAUUUGUGAUUGUUGAGGUAUGUACUAACAUUUUGUGUGUAUUCUUACCUCUGUAGCACCUUGCUAUGUAUUCAUUUACAUUUUCCUUGGCUCAAAUUGAGUUGUGAAUAUCUAGCUCACCAUUACAUUACAUGUUCUAACAUUUCCACCUUCAUUCAUUUUUUUCCCCUCAAAUACUUUUGAUUCAAUUACAAUAUAAAAUAUCAUUAUGUGAAGAUCUGAGUUGUGAAUCACUAAAUUAUAAUGUUUUGUUGUGGCUUUGAACUUCAAUAGUUGGCAUUUUAUAUACUGAUUGACAUUGAUUCGGGUAUUGUUUAGUGCCAUAUGUUCAUUAAUAUAAAAGAUUCAAUGUUUUCAUUUUUAAAAUUAAUAUUCCAUUUUCGCCACAAUGUUUCUCAUGCUAUCAAGUAUUUAUAUUUUCACAGAUAAUUUUAAGCCAGAUGCUGAAUAGAACAUUUCAUUUAUCACAAGUUCCUGUUAAAUAUGAGUUUUCUGGUAAAAUUAGUUCCAAAGUCGUUCUUAUUCAUUCACUUUCCUAAAGAAAAUAAAGCAGGCGUAGCUGCACAAGUUACAAUCUGGCUCUGCAGAACUCACCAAGUGAGCUGUGUGGAUCAAUGUAGUUCCAUAAAUGACUGCCAGACUUGAUAUUUUAUGAUUAAUUCACUGCUUUUAAAUGCUUAGUACACUCCAUUGUGAAGUGCUAUGUUUUUAAGUUGUUGCGCCUGUGAAUGGUUCUAAAUGAGAAAUGUGACUGGCAAUGCUGAUGAAUUGUGUUGUGUGGCUACAUUUAGCAAGGUGAUACAUCUCAGGUUAAAUUAGAGGAUAAAUUUUUAACUAUUACAUUAUCCCUUUCUCAGUAUAUUUAGAAAAGGAAUGAAGUAAUGUCUGAGAAUUUAGCAGCAUGUUCACUGAUGUUCCAUUUAUUCUACAUGCAUGACAUGGUUGUUUCAUAAUAAAGAAAUCUCAAUAAAAUAUAUUAGAAUGUUAAAAUUA